GUUCCAGUUACGACAAAAGUGCGCAGGUUGGACAAAAGCUGUAGCUUUAUAACACACCACACAGCUGGUCUGACAAUAACAGCGACGGAAAGCGCUCGAUGCCUCCAUCAUCCGCGCCGGGAGGACCUUCAUCAAGCUUUAACAGAGCCACAGACAGGAGCUGAAGAUGAAGCGAACAUGAUCAGCGCGGAUGAUGGCCCCUCUAAAAGCGAGGAGACCCGGGACACCGGGCAGAGGAGGACGCGUCCGCUUGAAACGCUGCACCUUCUGUCAGCCGUGGUGGUGUGGCUGGUCACGGGAACCACCAUCUCCAGCCUGAACAAAUGGAUCUUUGCGGUGUAUAACUUCAGAUACCCUCUCCUCCUGUCGGCUCUGCACAUGCUCACGGCCAUAGUCGUAGGAGUCGUAAAGUACUGGUUUGUCCGAAACCAAGGCGUGGCAGAGCAGGACCUGACCUCCAGCGCCAAGUGCAAAGUGUUCCUGCUGAGCCUCACCUUCUGCGCCAGCAUCGCCUUCGGAAACGUCGGGCUCAACUACGUGCAGCUGUCCUUCGCACAGAUGAUCUACACCACCACGCCGAUCUUCACUCUGGCUAUCUCGUCUCUGGUGCUUGGCAAACAGCACCACGUCCUCAAAUACACGGCCAUGAUGCCCAUCUGCCUCGGGGCUUCGUUCAGCAUCAUGGGCGAGGUGCAGUUUGAUCAGACGGGCUGUCUGUUCGUGCUCGCCGCCACCAUGCUACGGGGAGUAAAAAGCAUCCAGCAAAGCAUUCUGCUCCAGGAGGAGAAGAUCAACUCUGUCUUCCUGCUCUACCUAAUGGCGAUCCCCAGUUUCUGCAUCCUGGCUGUGGCAGCUCUGGUCCUGGAGAACUGGGCUGCUCUUCAGUCGCCCCACCACUACGACGGCCAUCUGUGGGGCUUCAUAGUGCUCAGCUGCCUGGGCUCUGUGCUCUAUAACCUGGCGAGCUGCUGCGUGAUCAGCCUCACGUCUGCCGUCACGCUGCACAUCCUGGGCAAUCUGAGCGUGGUGGGAAACCUGCUGCUCUCCCAGCUGCUCUUUGGCAGUCAGCUUUCUGCGCUGAGCUGCGCCGGGGCCGUGCUCACACUCACCGGCAUGAUCAUCUACCAGAAUUCGGAGUUCAUCGUCGCAUAUGUGGAUGCCCGCCGUGCAAGAGCCUCAAAUGGCAAGAUCUGCACUGAUGAGGCAGAACCUUAUUCAGGAUGCACUUAUGAGACGUCUUCAUGUUUAGAUCCAUCUGAGGAGCCAUCUUUAGAACUUUCCUCAGACAUAUGCCACUCUACUGAGCCAUCUCUAGAACUAUAUGAUGAUUCUGACCCAUGGGAAGAACUAUACAAUGAUCUAGAACCACCUCCAGUAAUAGAACAUGACCUAGAAGCAUCUCCAAAACGGUACCAUGACCUCCAAACACCUCCAAAAUUGAAUCAUGUUCAAGAACCACAUCCAGCACUUGAUCAUGAUCUAGAACCAUCUCCAGAUCCACGCUAUGACUUCCGACCCCCUCCAAAACUGUACUGUGUCCAAGAACCACAUACACUUGAUCAUGUCCUAGAACCAAAUCCAGAACCGUGCCAUGACCUAGAACCAUUCUCAGAACCACCUCCAGCAUUAGAUCAAGACCUAGAACCAUCCUCAGAACUAAUUCAAGACCUAGAAACAUCCUCAGAAGUAGUUCAUGACCUAGAACCAUCUUCAGAACUAGACCAUAAGCUAGAUUCAUUCUCAGAACUACACCAUGACCUACAACCAUCUUCAGAACUAGACCAUGAGCUAGAACUAGCCUCACAAGAAGUACAUGGUCUAGACCCAUCCACAGAAGUAGUCCAUGACCUAGACAUAUCCUCAGAACUAGUCCAGGACCUAGAACCAUACUCAGAACUAGUCCCUGACCUAGAAACAACCUCAGAACUAGUUCAUGACCUAGAACCAUCCUCAGAACUAGUCCAGGACCUAGAACCAUACUUAGAACUAGACCAUGAUCUAGAACCAUCAGAAGUAGUUCAUGACUUAGAACCAUCUUUACCACUAGACCAUGAUCUAGACCCAUCUUCACCACUAGACCAUGAUCUAGAACCACCUCCAGCACUAGACCAUGUCAAUGACCUUGUCCAUGACUUAGGACAUUCAUUAGAACUGUAUGUUGACACUGAGUCACCUCAAGAAUCCUCUAUUGAAGGCUACAUUGACGUAGAACCAUCAGCAGACCUAGAACUGUUUCCACAACUAGCUCUAAAAUCUGACAGGAGGACAGAGAUAGGGUUCCAUGAAAAGAUGGACUGAGGACAGAAAGACAAACUGGAAAUCGUAAGUUAUGGUCCUUCCUCACAUGAAGUUCCGAUGAAUCCUAUCUGGAGGUUUAACUGGUUUUUCUUGUGAGCUCUUGUGACACAUAAUUACUCCUUUUCCACCAACAUGGUCCGAGUGUCUGUUCAGGGAACCUCUUUUAGGGAACCAUAGCCAGGUUUUGACUCCUUUUACGAAAACAUAACAUAGAAAUAACCAUUGUGGGUCAUGAGUUGCUUAUGUUGUUCUCAUGGCGACAGUGUGACCAUAUGCAUGCUACUUAAUGUCGCUGGUUCUAUUUGGCCAGCUAGGAACUUGUGUAAAGCACAGAACGGUUCCAUCAGCACCAGUACCAGGUUGGUGGAAAAGUGCUAAAUGUGUUUUGAGCCACAGUACCGGUACCUCCUUACUGUGCCAAUAGGUUUCAGUUAUCUCCAAGCUCACAAAGCUCUGAGACUCUAACUUUGCAUAUUACCUCCAUUUUGGUUAAAUACACACCGGUUGGCAUAAACACUCCUGCAUGAGUGACUGAUCUUUAUCUCCACUGUGAAGCCACAACGCAGGUGUCUGCGGGAUUCUGGGUAACACCGGCAUUCAGCAGGUCGCCUAUGAACUGCUCAAGCACUUUUUUUUUGUUUUAAAAAAACUCAGUGGUUACAAAUGAAGAAAUGACCGCUUUGGUGGUUUGAGGUACUGUUCUUCUCGUUCUGCUAGUCUGGAAGGGGCUUGUAAAGGCAGCUCUUGUAUGUCAGGUGUUUGUUACAGAUUUUUUUUCUCAAGCUUACGUUUACAUAAACUGCACACUGGUGAGAUCAUCUCCAUUUCUGUUUAGUUUACAGUAAGGAUGGACAUUUAGGAAAACUGACAGGCCUGACGUUUGUGGGUGUAUCCGUAAAAAAACAAAACAAACAAAAAAAAAAAAAACCUGACAUUUCUACCUAGAUAAAUUAAACUGUUUAAAGAAAACAGCCAUGAGCAGGUUUACUCACAGGCUUGGGAUUAAACAAACAGUCUGACAAAUAUUUAAAAGUGUUCCCCUUACUGCAAACAUACGAUUAGUGUAUGCAGAUUGCUUCUGAAGCUAUGAGGGAAAUGUUAGAAAAUAAUGGAAGUCUGUUUCACCCAAAAAUCCUUUUAUCAUAAACACAUUGCCAAAUUGUCUUACACUCACUUCAAAAGAUAUUGUAAAGUAGGAAGUUGCUAAUUUUUCAAUAACAGCAUGUCCUGAAGUGUUUUAUUCUUUUUAUACCAUAGCACUUUGUCAGUGAUUACAAUUAUUAAUUUACUAAAGAACAAAACAUCAUAUAUUUUUUAUCCGUUUAUAGAUACAUUUCUGUAACUUUCGUGGGACGUUAGUUCUUGUUAGCAUGUGAAAAUAUAACAUUAUUAUAUUAUUAUAUUAUACAUUAUAAUGGUAUAAAAUAGUUGUUUUCUCACUAGCCUCUCUUUUUUCUCUCUCAAAGUUGAUAAGACAAAGAAAACCACAGGUUGUCACAUUACAGAGAGACAGAAAAGCGUAAACUCCUCUGUCCUGAACACUUUCCUGUGGCAGAAAACUUACUGUUACAAAACUGACACUGGAGACUCCUUCCAUAAAUGUUAAAUAAACAUCUCCUUACAGAAAGCUUCAAUUUAUCUGCUAUACAAGUCCCUGUGAUUGAGCGGUUACUAUAGAAAUGAUAAGGUAUUAGAAAAAGUGCAUUAACAUUAACCUGUGAUUUGAGAAAUCGAAAAUUAAUCAACACACCCUGACCAAUCAGAUUUGAGAAUUCAACAGCAAUGUUGUUUAGGCUCAAAUAGCAGGCAGAGUGCAUAUUUACAAAUUCAAGUUUAAAGUGUCACCAUAUUAUUACGUCAUAAAUUCCAGCUUUCGUUUACAAUUCUGCUUGCAAUUGUUGUAAAGCGGGGCUUAGAGGGGCGUGUCCUCAUCGGUGUGCUUGUAAUGUUACAUACAACCCCGCCUCCAAAGUGAUUGUCCAAAAUGGCCGCCUCCAUAACAUUCAAUCAUUCUGUGAUGCUAUGAAGUUUUGUUUGUGUUUAUAGAUGACAGAAAGUCCUACAGUCUCCUAAACCACACCAGCAGGUCUGUGUGACAUCACCGAAGAGCUGGAAGUGGUUUGAGGCAGAAGUGUGCAGAAAAAAUGUUUGGGGUGACAUAGACUUCCAUUAUAUUAGCCUCACAGCUUAAGGGCAAAACUAUAGAAACAAUGGCCAAUGUCUUUACUCACUAAAGAACAGCUGGAACAUGUUAUAUAAUCCUCAUUACGGGGUUUUAUUAUUAGACUUGGCCUGUGUCUCUAAGGAUAUUCGGAUGUCUUUAGCACAGCCGGAAUGAACACCGAAACAGAAAUGGCUUUGUGUUUGUCCCUCAAAAGGUUUUGUGUGGGUGCUUUUUGUCUAUGCGACGUUUUCCUUGAUGUUUGUUCUCAGUAUUACUCAUGGUGUUGGGAUUUUUCCUGCUGUAUUUCUUACUCAGACAGCAACACCAGUAGAGGUCAUAUUUGGAAGCAGUGUGCAGUGGUACGGUCACACACUCACAGCUGCGUGUAUGUCGUCAUCUGCUGGACGGAGAGUGGAAGUCAUUCUUAUUUAUUUUUGCAUUUUAUUCAAUGUAAAUUGCACUGGUCAUUACAAGGACCAUUUUAGCUUGAAGUGGAUUUAUAUCAGCGUCGUUUUCAGGAGUCAGUAGGUAGUCUUACCUUAGUGUUUACUCAGUUUGGUAACAGAGCUGACAGCGAUCCCAAGGUCGUGUUACAAUAAGGACCUGAGAGCGCAGUCAACUCGGAGAACUUGAAAAUUAUAUCGUUAAAGUCACGCUGAAUUAGUCAUGUGCCAAUCAUUUGUUAUAACCUACGAAGAGUUUCAUCCCAAAAUGGAGUCUGUUUGUUUUUUUGGACAUUUUUGGUAAUUAUGGAUUUUAAAAGUAGAGCCACUGGACAAGUAUUCCAUAUCAUAACCAUGAGCAUGUGUAAGGACACGCAUACAAUAAUGCCAAUCUACUGCGAACACGUUUUUAUAUCUAAACAAAGGAAUGUUGGCCAAACUGCAAUAUACUGUAUAUCCAUCUGAAACAAUAAGGAUUAAAGAUAUCUAUUGGGGUUUCACAUAAAAUAAAUAAUAAAUAAUGAUGGGAAAUCAGUUAAAGUUUCUAGCAUAAUAAAAAUUAAUAUACAGAACAGUCAGCAGUAUCAGUGCAGUUAGAACAGCAGUAUCUUUCAGAGCGAAAGAAAUACAUAAUAAUUGAUCAUUUUUUUCCGAUGCUGCUGCUGCUUACAUCAGGCUCAAUUUCAAACAAAAAAUUUUAAAUGAUCUACUAAUUAAUUAUCUAUUAUAUCUUUUAUCUGCACUAAUUAUCUACUGAACUCUUCAGGCUGCAUUAAUGCAACUGUAAAGGAUUUAAAUCUUUUUAUUUUUCACGCUGAUAAAGCUAGAUGAAGCUCUCAGGAACGGAGGUCUAAUUCUGCUGGAAUGUAUCACGCUUUGUUCACACACACGUGAUGGAUAACAUAUUUCGCAAAAAAAAAAAAAUAAUUGUGCUUGUAACGCUUGUGUUGUAGUGAACCAUCAGCAUUCAGUAACAUUGCGAAGAUGUUGAUUUGGCGAAACAAAAAUGUCACUUAGGAAACAAAGUCUCCAUGUACAGAGUGCAGAGUGAGGGGCCGUGAUAUGGUAGCAAUAUCGUAUCAUGAUUCCUGAAGACUUUUUCUAAUGAUAAAAACUGAUAAACAAAAAUAAAUUAUUUUUAAAAUAGGUUGCUCUUAGUACAAACAGAUUUGGACGAUGUUGUACUGAAGAAACUCAGGAGGCUCUCAGAUGUCAUCAUUUAUCACUAUAAUGAUGAAUAUAUCGUCAUAUCACACAGCCCUACAGCUUCAGUACGUCAUGUACACGGCCAGAGAUAAAGCCUCGAAUGGAUACAUUUGCGAGAAGAUCCAUGGAAAAUCAGUGCUUUGUGUCUAAUCACGUUUUGUUAGAGAAAAGAGGAAAACGUCGUGUGCUUGGCAACGGUCAUCUCAUGCCUCUGACUCAGUGUUUACGCCUCCUCAGCUGAACGUGACUGUAUGGUGGAUUUGCUGUGAGUGAUUAGUUUGGAGUUAAAUACCUCAUUAAUAUUCUUCUUCUUCUGUUAAAAGCUCCUUCUUCAUAUCAUGGCAUCAAAACUGCUUGUUGUACAAGUCAGAGGAUUUACAGAUAAAGCAGUAGAGAAAUAAAACGUCAUUCUCAGUCACACGGUUAUGAAUAAAAAGCGUAUCAAUAAAAAAAGCAAUAGAAAAAGCCGUCGACUUGGUUAUUACAUCAUGAGAAUUAGUUUCAGGGUUUUUUUUUUUCUUUUCGUUCGUCAGUGGAUUGUCCACUUCUCAACAGUUUUCUUCUUCAAUAGCGCACUGUUGAUCCAUGUCUCUACUGCUUUAUCUGCCUGUCCUCUGAUUUGCCCUUUUAUAAAUGUAUUCAUUAACAGAUUAUUGAUUGUCCUUUUUUGUUUUAUGAGGCGAAUGAAGUACUGAUUGAGAAGGACGGCCUCGGGUUUAGGGUUUAGAAGAAGAACACAGUGUGGAAUUAGGGAAGGUCAGAGGUGUUGCUGGAAAAUGUUCUUCAGUGACUUAGAGCAGAGUUUCUCAAUCCAGCAUGUCCUCCUUCAGCUGCACACACACACACACACACACACAGAUGCUGUAGGUAGGUAGAUCUAUAUCAGAAGGAGUUUUUCAGGAACUAAAGAGUUCUGGAACAUUUUUCAGGAAAAGGGAAGAGUUUCAGAACCCUUUUCAGAACUGAAUAUUUCUUGAACUUUUUCACUAACUGAAUAGCUCUAAAACAUUUUCGGGAAUGUAAGAGUUCUGCAUUUUUUUUUUCAGGAACUGAAGAGUUCCACAACCUUUGUCAGGAACCAAAUAUUUCUGGAACUUUUUGCAUUACCUGAAAAAUUUUGGAAUUUUUUUUUCAGGAACUAAAGUGUUUUGGAAUAUUUUUCAGAAACUGAAGCGUUCCAGAAUUUUCUACGGGAGCUGAAGAGUUCUGGAAACGUUUUAUGAACUGAAGAGUUCCAAAUAGAGAAACAAAUAGUUCUGGAACAUUUUCAGUACCUGAAGAGUUUUGGAAUCUUUUUCAGGAAUGUAAGAGUUCCAUAACUUUUUCAGUACCUGAAGAGUUCUGGAACCUUUUUCAGUAACUGAAGAGUUCUGGAACCUUUUUCAGGUGCUGAAGAAUUUCAGAAUGUUUUUCAGGAAUGUCAAGGUUCCAGAAUAUUUUUUCAGGAACUGAAGAGUUCCAGAACCUUUUUCAUGAACUAAAACAUUCUGGCAUCCUUUCCAGAUACUCAAGAGUUCCAGAACAUUGUUCAGGAACUAAAUAGUUCCAGAACUCUCCUGAUCGAGAAUUCCGCAGUUCCUGGAUGAGUCUCUAGCCUCAGCACAGACAAGGCUGAGUGCACGGUUAUGUUGUUCUUUACAGUUUUUUGUUGUUGUGUAAAUAUGAUGUUAACACUAAAAAAAAUACACUCUCAUCUCGCAGCAAACAUUCUACAUCUUCUGAAAUUCUUGUUUAAUGAGCAAAGUUUUAAAAUUGAUCAAUCAGUGAAGUAUAGUUGGCAAGCUCCUCCCAUAUAGUUCCUGGUUGAUUUAAAAAAAAAAAAAAAACACUAACAU
Messenger RNA from Pangasianodon hypophthalmus (striped catfish), 7946 nucleotides. RefSeq names its product solute carrier family 35 member E4 (gene slc35e4). Gene Ontology annotation, cellular component: Golgi apparatus. Lineage: Eukaryota; Metazoa; Chordata; Actinopteri; Siluriformes; Pangasiidae. The record is from RefSeq and is a predicted model, not a curated record. The coding region runs from base 178 to 2298 and encodes 706 amino acids. The transcript is spliced from 3 exons. Gene Ontology annotation, molecular function: antiporter activity.